This is a messenger RNA of Phymastichus coffea, 2944 nucleotides long. RefSeq names its product SID1 transmembrane family member 1-like. The transcript has 9 exons. Gene Ontology annotation, cellular component: membrane. The coding region runs from base 274 to 2685 and encodes 803 amino acids. NCBI's taxonomy places the organism in Eukaryota, Metazoa, Arthropoda, Insecta, Hymenoptera, Eulophidae. The record is from RefSeq and is a predicted model, not a curated record.
CAGUGCUCAUGCACACUAGUGAAUGACAAUUAUCGAAGUAAUAAUAUAGUUACAUUCACGAAUUAUAUUACAAUUCUAUUGUCUACGUCGUGAUAUCACAAAAGAAAUGAAAUUCAGCAAAAAUGUUGAUAACCAAUUAGACGAAUAAUGAAAGUAAACAAAUAUAGGACAAGAUGGUCAAUUGAUAAUCAUUUGUAGUCUGACCAAGAGUAGUCUGCGCUUUUAUUAUCGAAGUGAUUUGUAAGAAUCAUUUGAAAAGAUUAGCUUAUCAAAAUGCUGAAAGAAAAGAUACCAUGGGUUAGGUGUUUAAUGCUUGUGCCAAAUGCUCUGGCAAUUUUGGUCUUUAGUACAGUUGUCGGUUCUUCCAACACUGGAGAGGCUCCAGCUCUGAAUCCAAUUGUUAAUAUAGCUAAUUAUAGUUUUCCAUACACAUGCUCUAUCAAUUCUUCUACAGAAUUUGUAUUUCUCUUUGGAGAAGAAGAUAAAAAUUUUACAGGUGGAGCUAGAAUAUAUGUACAAAGUGAAGAUGCCGAUAACGAUUACCCACUAAUUGUUGUUGUAAGACAAAAAAAGGGUAUUCUUUCAUGGCAAGUGCCUCUGUUAGUAGAAAAUAAAAAUUUAGCCAAUCCUAUACCUUAUCGUGAAACAAGCAGAACAUUGUGUCCUUCUAAUUAUUAUAAAGAUAUCAGAUUUCACAAAGCUGAUCAGUAUGUUACAGUUAGUAUAUCUACUGCUAGUAUUAAAAAUAUUUCAUUUUUCUUGAGGCUUAAUCCAAUGAAGCAUGAAGAAUUUUAUUUGAAAUCUGGAGAAAAAAGAAAUUAUACUAUUACACCUUCGAAACCUGUCUAUUUUGGCUAUGAUUUUGAAGGUUUAACUGAUAGCUCAUCUGUACUGAUUAGUAUUAAGUCUGAAUCAUUAGUUUGUAUGACUUUUUCAAUUCAAAACACAUCGUGUCCUGUGUUUGAUUUGGAGAGAAAUAUUCAAUAUGCUGGAUAUUGGCAAACUGUUAGUAAACAAGGAGGAAUAACAGUGCCAGUAAUUUUAUUUUUAUUGCAGAAAAUGAAAUACCCUAAUGGAUUUUUCAUAGUGUUAGUUGUAAACACAGAUGACAGUGAAUGUUCAACAGAUGAAACUAUUAUUGAUCGAUCAAAAUAUGUUGAAGUUGAGAUUCAAAAUAGCAUUACUACAAAUGAAUAUGUUUUUGCAUCACUCUCUGUAUUAGGAAUGUUUACAGCAUUUUGUACAAUAUAUAUUAUUGGUUCUAUAUGCUGUAAAGUUCAUCAUUCAAGAAUAUUACGAGAACAGUCCAUUCAAGAUGACUUGGAUCAAGCACAGCAGGAAGCUCAAUCACCAAUUCCUCAGUCUUCUUUAGGUUUCCAAGAAAUUAUGCCAGAAGAUGAUUCUUCUCUUGAUGAGGAUGAUAUCGAUCUUAUGGAGGAUGCUCUACGUGAUAAAGAUGUUAUUCGCACAAAAUUGGUUCUUUCUGUUUGCGAUCUAGCCAGAAAGGAGCCGAAAAUUCUUAGAAAAAAAUCACGCCUUUAUGUUUACUAUCUUAUUACUAUAGCUAUAUUUUAUAGCGCUCCUGUGAUACAAUUAGUUGUGACUUACCAAAAUGUUCUUCAUGUCACUGGGAACCAAGACCUAUGUUACUAUAACUUUUUGUGCUCUCAUCCAUUACAAUUUUUAUCGGAUUUCAAUCACGUCUUCUCCAAUUUAGGAUACAUUUUGUUAGGCUUGCUGUUUAUUUUUAUAGUUUACAUGAGAGAGAGAUAUGAUGACAUAUUGUAUCACAUAGAUAGAGGUUUUGGUAUCCCACAACAUUAUGGAUUAUUUUAUGCAAUGGGAUUUGCCUUAAUGAUGGAAGGAGUACUAUCAGGAAGUUACCAUCUUUGUCCAAAUCACAGUAAUUUUCAGUUUGACACAAGUUUUAUGUACAUUAUUGCAGUGCUAUGUAUGGUCAAGAUUUAUCAAAAUCGUCAUCCGGACGUCAACGCUCAGGCUCCCGUCACUUUUGGAGUUUUGGCAAUUACUAUACUCUUAGGACUAAUCGGGGUUCUCGAUGGUGAAUUGUGGUUCUGGAUAUUAUUCUCAAUUAUUCAUCUUUCCAUGUGCCUCUUUUUAAGCGCGCAAAUUUAUUACAUGGGUCGUUGGAAAUUUAACGGAGGCGUAUUUCAUCGAAUGAUGCUGACGAUGAAACAUGAUGCACGUUCAGGAUUGAUAUAUUUAUUCCGUCCGCUAUAUUGGAGGCGUCUACUACUGCUUAUUCUUUGUAAUUUCUGCAAUUUUGGACUUGCAGUUUAUGGAAAUAUGCAUCAUAAACAAGAUUUCGCGACCUAUUUAUUGCAAGUUCUUAUGUCGAAUCUAAUUCUUUAUACAUUCUUCUACAUAGUUAUGAAGCUGUGCAAUCGAGAGAAAAUAAUGUUUCAACCGUUGAUCUACCUGAUUCUUUCAUUUUUUACGUGGGGUGGCGCUCUUUUCUUUUUUACCAACAAAACCAUUUCGUGGGCUCUGACUCCGGCGCAAUCAAGAACACAUAAUCGUCCAUGUAUCGUCUGGAAUUUCUUCGACUAUCACGAUAUUUGGCAUUUCCUCUCAGCUCUGGCAAUGUUUUUCUCAUUUAUGGUGCUGCUUACACUCGAUGACGAUUUGGCUAAUGCUCAUCGUACUCUGAUUCCCGUCUUCUAAGACGUUUACUAUAAAGUCAUUAUUCUGAUUGCUAAUUUUUUUAUAGAGUUGAAAGUUUUGUAAAGUUGUGAAUAAAAAGACUGUGAUCUCAUGACAUAUUUUUAAUUAAAGUUUUUAACUCAAGUUGAAGUUGAAGAUUAUUGAGAAAAUUAUAUGAAGAUUUAUCUCAUAGCGUUAGUUGUUCAAAUCUUAUUUUUUAUAACGUAGUAGUUAUCACCACAAUAAGGAUUUGAUUUGAAAUAAUAAAAGUUUUUUGAUA